Messenger RNA from Seminavis robusta, 990 nucleotides. NCBI's taxonomy places the organism in Eukaryota, Bacillariophyta, Bacillariophyceae, Naviculales, Naviculaceae. The record is from the annotation of a GenBank genome assembly.
AUGACGAAAGCCACCAAUACGAUCAGCAUCAUCGCCUUGCUUGUAGCGGCAUCCGCAAGCCUUGUAGAAGGAGGCUUUUUGGGUCACUUUAAGUUUUUGCACACGCACGAAGACGAACCAGAUCAUACCGCCACCGAAGAACAAACACCAUUGGAAGCAGUGGGAGCGGUUCUCACGGUAGCCCAGCUAGACACGGGCCGAAGAGGAUUUGCGUGCCUUCAAUAUGCCGCCAAUGUGGAAAAUGAUCCGUUUGAAAGUUUAGGGAUGAUGCUUCGACCCAUCACUCGCGUGUUGCUGAAUUACUACGGGGAGUAUGGAAUUGACAAGUUGUGUUCCAUGACACACCACGGAAGGGCUCUGCUCCAAGAAGCAGGUAAAGAGAUUCCCGAAUGGCACGGUAUCCUGGAGCAGAAACUUGAUAAUAAGAUUCCAGAUCAUGGCAGUUCUCAGCAGAAGCGCGAAAUGACAACCUGCGACGUCAACAGUGCCACAUACCCCGCCGAUCCCGCAGUCGAUACCACUGGAAUCUAUGCCGACUAUGCUUCCAAGUACCUAGAUCACUACCUGCCCGAUGGAGAUCGUAAUCAACGUUCCGAUAAUGCCUAUGUGGCAGAGAAGGUAAACAAUGAUCUCAACUACUUUCGAGGCGUUCGAGUUGGCUUGAACAGCUGUGUGACAAUUUGGACUGGCGUCAAUCAGCUCAUUGCUUUGGCGGAUGUCCCAUUUAUCGAUCAAGACAAGAUCAGCGAGUCCAUCAUGUCCUUUUCCUGUGGUCUCCCAAACAGGUACAAUGAUAUUGUCAUUAGUCGCAACGAACGCAAUUUGGAACGCAUUUCCUUUCACGAUCAUGUCGUUGAUGGCACUGAAGUUGGAGCUAUCUAUCUCAAUUCGCAUACCAUGAUGAACAAUCUAUGUGCUUUGCAAACUGCCAUGGAGAGUGCAUCCGAAGAAGUCGAAGAUAUCCACGCAAACUUGACGACGCGAGUUUGA